Messenger RNA from Pararge aegeria (speckled wood butterfly), 2106 nucleotides. RefSeq names its product serine/arginine-rich splicing factor 2 (gene SC35). Bases 153 to 638 code for a protein of 161 amino acids. Gene Ontology annotation, molecular function: RNA binding. The record is from RefSeq and is a predicted model, not a curated record. The transcript is spliced from 4 exons. Lineage: Eukaryota; Metazoa; Arthropoda; Insecta; Lepidoptera; Nymphalidae.
UUCUUGGUCAUUCUUUCAUCAGCCAAAUUUUAAGAGAGACGCGUUGUUAUCCGCUUGGUUAAUUGUGCCGCCAUUUUGAUUCUCACUAAUAGUCUUAUAAAUUAAGAAUUUACUGUGAAUUUAUAGCACGAAAACCAUCAAACUGACUGAAGAUGAGUUACGGAAGGCCUCCGCCACGUAUAGAUGGCAUGGUUUCACUGAAAGUGGAUAAUCUAACAUAUCGUACGACGCCUGACGAUUUGCGUCGAGUUUUUGAGAGGUGUGGUGAUGUCGGCGACAUAUACAUCCCACGAGACCGGUAUACCAGAGAAAGUAGAGGAUUCGCGUUUGUCAGAUUCUAUGAUCGGCGAGAUGCCGAAGAGGCUUUGGACUCUCUAGAUGGACGGAUGUUGGACGGGAGGGAGCUUCGUGUGCAAAUGGCGCGGUACGGGCGUCCAUCUUCGCCAUACAGAAGCCGAUAUGAUAGACGGCGCAGCAACUCACGUCGUCGGACCAGAUCUCGAUCACGCUCUCGCCGACGUUCCUACUCCCGCAGCCGAUCUCGCUCCAGGUCUCGCAGUCGUAGCCGCUCUGACUCAAAGAGCUCAAGGGGAAGAUCCCGUAGCCGCAGUCAUAGCCGCUCGCGUUCAAGGCAUUGAUGUGUUGUGCUGAAGUACCAACAGGCAAUGAAGUGCUGUGUUCCUUGACUAGAUGAGUCUGCAGCCUCCGGCCAAGGUACUAGAACACUUCUUAACAUUAGAAUCAUAGACUAACUUUUGACAUAAUGGCAGACCUUGCAAGAAACUUCUAGCUUUAAGUUCUUGAUUUAUUGUAAUCGAUCAUAUUUUAAUUAUUUCCGUUUUACUUUGUGUAUUGCUUUGUAUAAACAUAAACAGGAUAUGUAAAAAUUUUAAAACUAAAUACAUUUUUAAGUACAGUUAUAUGAUAGAUAAUUUGUAUACUUGUACAUUUGGGAAAAAUAUCAAUGUGAAGACAACUUUUUAAUAUCUUUGUGUAACUGAAACCAAAAAUGAGAUUCAGAAAUUGUAUAACGUCUAAUUAAUCUACACUUAAUUAUGGCCAUGAGGCCAUAAGGUGUUAUUUCAGGUUUAUGUAAUAAAAGUCAGAAGAUCCAUAUUGUUCAUGCACCAAAUUGGUUAAAUUGGGUAUAUUAUAGGACAACCUCAAGGAGUGGUAAAUAACUCUGUAAAAGUAAUGACUAUUGUUUUUUUUUGUUAUUAGAGUACAAUAGAUGAAGCCCUUCAGAACAAAUUUUCAUUUUGCUAUGUAACUUGUAAUUUAAGAUUAGUUAACUAAGAAUUGUUUUGCUGUCUUGUUUCAUCAUUAAUUUUAAUUUUGUAACAUCGAAAAAUAUUAAUAAAACUGUUGGUAUGCUCAGGGCAUUGGAGUAUGCGGGGAGCGAGGCGGUUUGCGGGGAGGGGGGUUUUGCGGUUUGCUGACAACUGCUGAAUUGCCGUUGUUGCAGAGCAUAAGUUAUGAGUAAACUUUAUAUAUUUAUUGACAAUAUAAAGACCACAGUAAUUGUGUAUAGGUAAAGAUGACACUAAACCCAUAUAUCCAAAGGAUUUUGAAUUUAUGUAUUCAUUCUUAUGUAGUAUCUUGUAUACAAAAACAAAUCAUGAUUAUUUUCAAUUAUAAAAUUGUUAUUCAUAUUAUCUCUAAAAUAAUAUUGCACACAAAAAAAUCAAAACAAUGGCGAUUGUUGUCACAUAGUGGAUUAAUAUAUGGAUUUGUUUGGCAGGCCGGUGCUGCCCGCUGGCCUGUUUGCUGUGGCAGUUUGCUGUGCUGAUUGCUGUGAUUUGCAGAUUCGCGCCUCUAGGUUGCUAUUUCGAUGCAGGACUCCCUCCCUGCUCAGCAAAUAACUAGAAGUACAGAUUUAAUAAAUUUUCUAUCCUUAGGUUUUUGGGGAAACGGUUUUAAAAGCACAAUUCAUUUUAUUUUGUUGUAGUAUCUGAUUGUCUUUGAAAGUGCUAAAACCAUUUCUUUUAAAUUUUUGUGUGUCAAGAAAUAAGGAAGACAUCUGCUGCAUACUCAGAGGACAUGGAGCAUACAAUAUACAAAUAGGUUUAACUCUUAUCUUCUUUAAAUAAAUAAGGAAACAGUAAA